GCGAUCUACUGAUCAUGAAAUCAUGAUAUUCCAAAUCACCAACCCUCAGAUCUAAACCCGUCUAUUAUCGGUAGGCGGCUUUCAAGCUCAACUGGACGGAAUUCAUUUCUCCACUUUUUUUUUUUCCUUUCACAUUAUCAAAAUUAACAAAGAGUCGAAAUGCUUCACCUGCUCGGAGUCAACUUGCCGGACCAGAAGGUGGUCUCGAUUGCGCUCACAUACUUUUACGGGAUCGGACCGGUAACGGCGCAGAAGAUCUGCUCCAAGCUCUCGAUCCACAAGCAGUGCAAGCUCAGCGAGCUGACAGAAGGGCAGUUGAACCAGCUGUCGGGCGUGCUGUCGAACAUGACGCUGGAGAACGACCUGGAGCGGCAGGUGAAGGCGAACGUGCAGCAUCUGCGUGCGAUUGGAACGUAUGUCGGUAAGCGGCAUGCGAUGAUGCUGCCGGUGCACGGCCAGCGGACGCGGAACAACUCGAAGACGGCCAAGAAAAUCAACGGCAGGAUGCUGCGCAAGUACUCGACCGCAGACACCGCAUUUGCGAGGCAGGCGUUUGGCAUGUUCCAAGCACCGCUGUCGAAGCACAUGGAGUAGGCGUCAGGAUCUAGAGAUUAAUUAAAAGACUGCACGGAAGCAGGAACCCGAGGAUAUCGUACACAGACGCAAACGAUGGUGAAUUUUUUUCUUGUCUUUGAAUACAAAAAUACGGAAUUUACUACUCGCGUAGUCGGCAAUAUUUAUUCUUGAUACUGUAAGCCAUGGUCGAAGUCACCGCCGAAGCAGCCAGCCGCGCAAAUGAGCUGAAGCUGGAAGCGAAUGCGCUCUAUGCAGGCAAGUGCAGCGAAACAAA
This is a messenger RNA of Linderina pennispora, 850 nucleotides long. RefSeq names its product ribosomal protein S13. Gene Ontology annotation, biological process: translation. Gene Ontology annotation, molecular function: RNA binding; structural constituent of ribosome. Gene Ontology annotation, cellular component: ribosome; small ribosomal subunit; mitochondrion. The coding region runs from base 160 to 594 and encodes 144 amino acids. The record is from RefSeq and is a predicted model, not a curated record. Lineage: Eukaryota; Fungi; Kickxellomycota; Kickxellomycetes; Kickxellales; Kickxellaceae. The transcript has a single exon.